Messenger RNA from Cylindrotheca closterium, 2610 nucleotides. NCBI's taxonomy places the organism in Eukaryota, Bacillariophyta, Bacillariophyceae, Bacillariales, Bacillariaceae. The record is from the annotation of a GenBank genome assembly.
AUGCAGAGCGAUCGUGGAGUAUUACAAGAUCGUUUGAAUAAAAUUCAAAAUGCCGUUCGACAGGCGCAACAAGAAACUUGGAAACAUCAGAAUCCAGCAUCUGCGCUUCCCAACAUCAAGUCGCACAGUGCUUCCUUUCAAUUAGGAUUGACGCUGUUUCGCGACGAUGUGGAACGGGUCGACGAGCGGAUUCGUGAUAAAUUGGAAGACGUUGAAAAGGAACUCAACAAACUUUCCACGGAAACCCAACCCAAUGAUUUCAUAUCACAGGACAGUGAAGACUCACCAAUGAUCAUGCUGCCCAUGUCGACCAUCGGCGAAGGGGAAGCCGACCAAGGAGACAACAGUGAUGAAGACUUGCUCCUUCAGAAUGACCCUCAAGCUCUACAAGACGAAAUUGAGCUUCACAGAACCAAAAUUGCCUUUCUUAAGCAAGCUAGUUUGGCUCGAACGGCAAUUAAUGACAGUAAGACGCUCUCGAAUAGAUUUCUGUCUCCCAACUCGAUGGACCUCCUAAAGGCCAGUAAGUUGCUUGUGCAAGCAAACGAACUCUUGCGACAAGCCGAAUCUUUCGCAUCUUCCCUGCCUGCGCAUAAAUACAAGGAAGGCGAAGAAAUGGAAGACAAUAAUGAAGAACGAGAGGAAGAAUACUCGCAAGAGCCCUACCAGUAUGGAACCAACAUUAUUACCAGCUUGAGGAAUGAAGUACGACUCGAACGAUCCAAGCUCUUGGUGACGGCAGGAACAAUCUUGGACCAGUCCGUUCAAUUGUCUCCGAACUCCAUUGAAGUUAAGAAUUCCAAACAGCUCAAUGAAGCGUAUGCAAUCUUGGAACAAUUUGAUGCCGAACUAUCGAACCGAAUCAUGCGAGAAACGUUGCGACGAUUCACCAAGCAGCUUUACCAAGAACUCUUGAAACCAAUCUUAUACGAGCAUCACGGCAAAAAAUGGAAGAUUGAAGAAAAGGAGGAAAAGGCACUGUCCGCUAAGGCCGGAGUCACCACCAAGGGACCCGUCCAUCGAAUUGAUUGGACCAUUGUUCACGGCGACAGCGCCAUGGACACGCUGAACGAGAACUCGUCGGCGAUUACUCCUUGGAAGCACACCUUGGAUGUCUUGGGCAGAAUUCUCGUCUUUUGCCAAUCGCGAAUCUUGAUGAAUCGACAGGAUCCAUGCGAAUAUGUCGGGGCCUUUCUUUUUGGAGAUCCCGAUGCCAUGCCUUCCGAACUCAACCUUCAUGCGAUGGGAUUGGAUUCGACUCGUAUCGGAGCCGACAAGGGAAUGCUAUCGGAACCCAUCUUGGAACUAAUCGCCAAGGAAUCUCUUCCGGAUCAUUACGAUUUCAUGGACGAGGAUAUAGUGACUUUGGAAGAUAUUGCAAGUGAACUCAAGUCCUAUGUCAAGCCAUUUUGCAUGGCCAUGUGUCAAAAGUGGUUCAUUCCAAUCCAACCCAAGCCCAAAUUAAUUGACUUUUGUGACAAGCUACCACAAAAGUACAUCGAACACCGACGAUGCAUCUUGCUGGACAAGGCCAAAGAUAUUCUUGUGAAUAAUGACUAUCACAAUACUGAACAGGUUGGAAUCACAGAACUGCCGGAAGGAGUCGAAGAAUACAUGUCAAUUUUUUUCAUGCAGUCCUGCAGUGUUUCUGUCACGGCCCUCAAAAUUGUCGAACUAGUUCGUGAGACGAUGGAAGAAGUGGUCCAAGCUGCCGACGCCCCUGCUUCCUUGCAAAGUUUGCGCCCAAACUUGUACAAAACGGCCCGAGAAAUGUUCACACUGUAUCGAGCCGUAAUUCCCUCGAAAUUUCGAAAGGAAGUCAAGACGGUCCCACGAACGGCAGCCGUCAUGCACAAUGACGCUGUCUUCUUUUCUCAUACUUGCGCGAAAUUGGGAUUGGAGUACAAGGGCCGAUUUGCCAAGCAAGAACCAAUUGAAGAAGAUGAAAUGGGGCCCAUCAUGGAACAAACUUUUGUUUUUGUUGACAUUGUUCCAGUCUUUCGAGAGUUGGCUCUCGAGUGUCUUGGUGAUAUGCUGGAUUUCCAAAAGAAACAAAUGGUCGAGUUGAUUCAGCCUCGUCUCGGAUACUUUGCCAUGAGCUUGAAAAGCAACGAGUCUCUGCUCGAAUGGUCCGAAGCGGAAACUGCCUUGGCCGCUGCCACUUAUCAUUUGAAGCACUUGCAACAAGCCUGGCAAAAUAUUCUGCCAAAGGAUGUUUUUGCAGCAGCAAUGGGAGUAUUGGCAAACGUGGUAUUUGAGGCAUUUUUGAAAGCCUUGUUGGUACAGGACUUGAGCAUUAGCCCCACUGCCAACCAAUUCCUAGCAUCGCUCUUCGGCAAGGCUUUGAAGGACAUUGGAGAGUUCUUUCAAAAAUCCAAGGAAACCCCAAGCCAAUGCUGUGAUGAAUGGGAUCGAUUCGUCUGCAUUGCCAAGUUUUUGGAGACUCAUUCUCUUCCUGAGCUGAAGGAUUCCUUGGCUAUGGGUGUCUUUUUGCAUCUCACUAGCCGAGAUGUCAAGAUCAUGUUGGUCGCCUGUCACAAGCACCAAGCGUAUCACCCAGACUACAUUGCUCUCAUGAACGAAUUGGCCAAUUUUGGAUCGCAACGGUGA